AUUUGACUUGAGUGUUUUUUUUCUUCAAUUCUCCCUUUUUUUACGGGUAAUUUGGCCUGUACUUCGCAUAUGAGCAAGUGUGCAAUUUUGGCAUCACUCUUUCCGCCUUCCCACCUUAUCUCCUCCAAGGCAACCACUUCGUUCUCUCUUCACUUCUCCAGCUGCAAUGGCUGGCAAACGGAGAACGGAGACCGAGGAGGGGGUAAAUAAUGAACCGCCUGCUGAAUUCAAUGAAGAAGAAGAAGAACAAGAAGUAGAAGAAGAAGAAGUAAGGGAAGAGAAGAAGCAUUCUUACAAUUCAGAUUCCGAUUCCGAUGAUGAAAUGCCAUACAUUCGACCUGGAGAGUACGACCCCAAUGAAGUGAGCGAAGAUCCAGAUGAUAAUAUCAGGGAUUUCUUGCGUGUUAUCUAUUCGGACCGGGCCCUGAAAAAGGAGGAGGAAAAAGAGAGAACUCGCCUUCCGUAUGAGGAACUCUUCAACUUCCCGAAAGACCCCGAGAAGUGGAGUGAGGAGGAUUUGAAGGAGAUAUGGGCGGACCCUCCGACUGGAGCAAACAAAACCGGCUGGGACCCGAAUUGGGCUGACAGGGAGGAUAAAAACGCUGUGAGAAAUGAGGUUAAGGCGGGUCGGGAGCCGCCCAUUGGCCCGUUUUACAUUCCUUACAGGAAGCCAUACCCAGCCAUACCAAAUAAUAACCACGACAUCUCCAAUCCAAAGGCUGUGAUUGAAGAGCUCGAUAGAAGAGAGGAGUUCAUGAGAUGGGUCAGCUACAUUUUCAAAGAUGGUAGCUCGUAUGAAGGCACUGUUUGGGAUGACAAGGCACAUGGAAAAGGUGUUUUUGUUGGUCAGAAUGGGCUGGUCAGGUAUGAAGGUGAAUGGCUUCAUAAUGAAAUGGAAGGACAUGGGGUUGUUGAAGUAGAAAUUCCACACAUGCAACCCGUUCCCGGAUCCAAGCUAGAAAAGAAGAUGCGAGCUCAAGGGAGAACAAUAACAAGAGAUUCCAUGAGUCCAGAAGACAGAGAAUGGCUUGAAAUGGAUAUUGAAGAUAGUAUUGAAUUAGCUGGGGGAUAUUAUCAAACCCCUUUUUAUGAGAGAAGGGAGUGGAUAAGGCACUUCGGAAAGAAACCAGAGACGGGCCAAUAUAAAUAUGCUGGUCAGUGGAAGCAUGGUAGAAUGCAUGGUUGUGGUGUAUAUAAGGUCAACGAGCGAAAAAUAUAUGGCCGGUUCUACUUUGGAGAAUUUCUUGACCAGGAUACUUAUGGCUGUGAUGUUGAAAUUUCUGCAAUGCAUGCCAGUAUAGCAGAAGUUGCUGCAGCUAAAGCUAGAAUGUUCAUUAACAAACCUGAUGGAAUGGUGAGAGAAGAAAGAGGACCUUAUGGUGAUCCUCAGCACCCCUAUUUCUAUGAAGAAGAUGAUGUGUGGAUGGCACCGGGCUUCGUUAACCAGUUUUAUGAAGUUCCUGAUUACUGGAAGAUGUAUGUGCAUGAGGUGGAUGAAGAAAGGGAAUUGUGGCUGAAUUCUUUUUACAAAUCUCCUAUGAGGUUGCCUAUGCCUGCAGAGCUUGAGCAUUGGUGGGCCAAUGACGAAGAACAAGAAUUUGUUAUUUUUAACAAGGAACCAGAGCCUGAUCCUGAAGAUCCAUCAAAAAUCAUAGACACUGAAGACCCCCUCAUAAUGCAUGUACCAACUGGAAGGUUCAUCGACUAUCUAGAGGAUGAGGAGCACGGGAUCCGUUUAUUCUGGGCACCUGAUAUUCAAGAGGGAGAUGAGUACCUAGACACCGAUGGAGGAGAAGAAGAAGAACAUAUUGAAUUCCUUCCUUUAGGAUUUGAUGAGUUUUAUGGGAAAGAAACAUAUGUGGAAGGAGGACACUUUCUGAAGAGUAUUUGUUCGUCUGUAAAAAGCGCUUUCAAACCAAUGUUAACCAGAUUGGAGAAAUGGUCGGAAGAACACAAGAAAGGCGUGGAGAUGAAGAUGGAGUUGAUAAAGAAGGAAUACGAAUUGGCAGAAGCAGAAUCUGCUCUGAAUGAGGCAGUUGAUGACUUGGAUAGUGCAUUCAAGAUGAUGCAGGAAGUGGAGGAAAAGAAGGCAGCGGAUAUGGGUAUCCAUGAUGAAGAGGAAGAAGAUGGCACUCCUAAGCACUCCGUGAAAUUUGAGAAAAACAGGGAGGAAGAAGAGGAAGAUGAAGACGAUGACGACACUGCUACUGCUGGUUCUUCAUUUAGUUUUGGGUCAGUUGACAAUCAAGAGCAGGCUAAAGAAAAUAUUGGGAACAAAGAAGAACCUGGAAAGUCUCCCUAUGGAGAAUCUUCUUUGCCAUUUGCUGCAUGUUCUAUUGCUUUCCAAGUUCCUUUAAAGCUACAACAUUCAUUUAGGACAUGGAAGGAGGGUAAAGCAAGGAAACAGCCAUCUUCAGCUACUGUUUUCCAUUCCAAUGGUUGGUCUCAUGAUGGAGCGGCCUCUAAUUCAAUUACUUUUCCCAAUACUGCUGCUAAAAAUUAUAGACUAAGAGCAGCACGAGACGUGCAUUACCAUGGAAAGCUGCCGAGGGUACUGAAACCCAAGCACAGAGUUCAGCCUAAGAAGAAUACUUCUCAAGAAGUCCAAAGAAGUAAGGAAGAUGGGUGUAGCUUAACUAUACUGUCCUUGCAUACGCCCUUACUGGCGUAGUCACUAGUUUCCUCGUAAUUUUUUGUACCAAAGUUUUGUAAUAUUUUCAGGCAUAAUGUUGGCAUAUAUUUUUAGCAAUAACAUCUCACUUGUUGACAAUGGAAUAAUUUAUGAUCAUUUUGGUAUCAUUGGAAAUGGUAAACUUAGACGUAUGAUGAACCUUGUUUGAUUACAUUGCGUUUACAACAUUUAUACCUGGAGUCCAC
Molecule: messenger RNA, 2877 nt
Organism: Cuscuta epithymum
Lineage: Eukaryota; Viridiplantae; Streptophyta; Magnoliopsida; Solanales; Convolvulaceae
Source: the annotation of a GenBank genome assembly